UGUACCUUGAUCUUGUCGUGGAGAUGCAUAUGAUGCAAUGUCAGCAGAAAGAGUAUGGUUGUGUCGAUGGAAAGCAUGUCAACAUCUGCACUUUUCAUGGCCAUGUGAAAAAGAACUUUGGGGUACCAGAGGAGCAGGAGGUAUCCAUGGACCACAAGGAUUUUUCAUUUGGUUUCACAUCUGGACAUGUGGGAAUCAUGGAGACAAUGAAGGAGGUGCCGAUGUUGGGGGAGAACAAGAUGCCCAUCCAUCAACCGGUGGUUGCACCAUGUGCCAGAAGGUUUUGGACAACGGAUGAACACAGGCUCUUUCUCCAAGGGUUGAAUGCUUGUGGCCGUGGAAAAUGGAGGAACAUAUCCAUGAACUUCGUCACCACCAAGACUCCGGCCCAGAUUGCAAGCCACGCACAGAAGUACUUCAAGAGGAUAGAGGGCAAAGGAUCAGGGACGCAGCGCUAUAGCAUCCAUGAUGUAGAGCUCGGCAAUAAUGACCCAUGGAAGACAGAGGACAGCUCUAGGCCUACCAAGCGCUCUUGUAUGUCGAUGCCGACAAGUUCUUUUCUACAGGUUCCAUCAACGUCGUUCGUCACUAUGGACAAUAUGGCUCAAUUCAAGUUUCCUUCCUUAAAGAAGACGACACAACUGGUGCAAAGUGAGAAGCAUAUGAUGGACUCUGUGGCAGAUCCAUGGAGGAGCUAGGGAACUUUGUUCCUACUAGCGAACAAAGAUGGACUUAACUUGUGAACCAAUAUAUGAAAAUGAUGUGUUAGAUGGUAUGGUUCAGGGCCCGCGAAAGAUGGUAACUUUUCAAACAAAAUGUGGCUCAAGUAGUGUGAAGAAUCAGUACAAAUAUCAUUUAUUAGAUAAUAAGGUUGUAUGAACAUUACAAGUGAGAUUUCUUUGUGACCAAUACCAUUAUGCAUGUUUUACU
Brachypodium distachyon (stiff brome) is the source of this 930-nucleotide messenger RNA. Its product is annotated as protein REVEILLE 1. Gene Ontology annotation, molecular function: DNA binding. The transcript has 2 exons. Lineage: Eukaryota; Viridiplantae; Streptophyta; Magnoliopsida; Poales; Poaceae. The coding region runs from base 24 to 698 and encodes 224 amino acids. The record is from RefSeq and is a predicted model, not a curated record.